Messenger RNA from Nematostella vectensis (starlet sea anemone), 2607 nucleotides. RefSeq names its product recQ-mediated genome instability protein 1-like. The transcript is spliced from 10 exons. The coding region runs from base 46 to 2064 and encodes 672 amino acids. Gene Ontology annotation, biological process: resolution of meiotic recombination intermediates; double-strand break repair via homologous recombination. The record is from RefSeq and is a predicted model, not a curated record. Gene Ontology annotation, cellular component: RecQ family helicase-topoisomerase III complex; nuclear body. Gene Ontology annotation, molecular function: nucleotide binding. NCBI's taxonomy places the organism in Eukaryota, Metazoa, Cnidaria, Anthozoa, Actiniaria, Edwardsiidae.
ACAUUCAAUGCCCCAUAAUGCAUUGCAGCCAGAUAGAAAUCCAAAAUGGCGGCAAAUUCAGCUCGAAAUACUUUGCUGUGGUUGAGAGAAAACUACCACGCGAAUGUACGUCAGGGCUGGCUUGAUGAAUGCAUAGACUUCAUCAAAAGAACAAAUAGUGGUCGUUCUAUUACUCAGCACCAGUUAAAUCAGCUGGUAUAUGACAAAUUCUUAUUAGCUGACUUACAAGAAAUUGGUGAGGCAAGUUUACCCCAAAUCAAGGAUGAGGUUAUGAUGGUAGAAGGAACUUAUUGCUUGCAGAUUAAUUCUGUUAUAAAUGUUGGACAAUCAGCGUAUUCACAAAUCAUGAAAAUUAAAGGAAAAGAUGACCCUGAAAGCCAUUUGGACAAGAAACAUACCAAUUGGGAACCAAAGGUGAAGGCAAGUCGGAUGUUGUUUUUUCAGCUUUCUGAUGGUGGGCAGCAAAUUCAGGCGAUGGAAUAUCAGCCAAUACCUACCUUGCAGGCAUUGACACCUCCUGGAACCAAAGUUAUCAUCCAAGGGCCGAUUGCCUGUAGGCUGGGCGUGUUACUUCUGACCAGACAAUGUCUUGUACGCAUUUUGGGUGGAUCCACAGAAAGCCUAGUGGAGACCAACUCAACAUGGAAUUUACUUCACAGCAGCAUAGGGCAAGAACCGCCAGAACCUCCAGCAGUUGUACAAAUACUUGAAGAUGAGGCAGAGAGCUCAUCUUCCAAACCAUUAAACAAGAACACUCAAAAUGUGUCUAUGCAGUCAUCAACAAGAAACACCUUUUGUAAAAGUACUGCAAGAAGUUGUCAGAAUUUCUUUGAAAACAAACAUCAAAUGAUCACACCUGGUGUAGACUCUAGUAUUCGUGCAAACCUUAGAGUUACUGGAAAAAUUCCAGGAAAUGAAAGGGUGAAUAAUAACUGGCCAAACACAAGGACAUCUAUUGGAAAAAGUAAACUGCAGACAACACACUGCAAAAGCCUUCAGAGAUGCGAUUCCUGGGGAGAAAGAACUGAUUAUUUUGAUGAUGAUGAUAAUGAGUUAUUAGACGAGGACCUAUUUUCUGAUGACAUAGAAGAGAAUUUGGAUUUUGAUCAAUUGGAUCAACUUGAGAAAGGAGCUCUACCAAUAAGGAAUUCUGCAUCAGAGAACAUUGCAAGUCUUCACCUUCAAGAACUUCAGGAUGUGUUUGAGAAUAUUGAUGAUCAAGAUUUGGAUGAUUUCGAAUUAGAUAAUACAAAUAAUGGAAGCAUUAUACUGUGUGAGAAAACCAUUAAGAGAAAAGAAGAUAAUUCAAGAGUUUGUAGCUUUGGAGUGGACACUGGAAUUACUGAUUAUUCAUCGAAGGGAAAAUUCCCUAUGAAACAAAGGGUUAAUACGGAAGAUGAAAUUUCUGAGCAGGUCUGUAAAAAGCAAAGGCAAGCUUAUGCCCCCCCUUUUGGAAACAGUAUCAAUCCAAAAUCAGAAAAACAUCCAACUUUUGGAAAAGAUAGACAAGGGGUGUUGGAAGGUAUGGAGGUGAUUGAUGUUGAUCAUCCUGUAAUAAAACCCAAUGAUCAAAUAACAAAACUGGACAAGAUGGAAAGUAUGGGACGUUCUUAUUCACUUGAGUCUCUGCCAUUUACCUAUCUCAAGACUGUGGAGCAGCAUCUGCCAUUUCAGGAGGAUAUCACCAUCAGGAUAAAGGCUUAUGUCUCCACCCUUGUAAACCAUUCCCAAACACCAGGAACUGGUUGGUGCGUCACUGUCAAGGUGAAUGAUGGGACAGCAGCGAUGGACAUGGAUCUGGGAGCUGAGGUACUGACAGAGCUUCUUCAGAUGCCCGUUGAGAGUUUUCAGAACCUGAUGCAGGAAGCGAAAAAAUCACCAGACACUGAACUUCGACGCUCGCUACAACAGCACACGGAGCAAUUCCAGAGGAACCUGAGCAUGGUCACGUGUUUAAUGGACGUAUCAUUUGUAUGCACUCGCCCCAGGCCUGUACUAAUCCGACUGCGUCAGCCCUCACGUGAUGAUGUCAAGAUGCUCAUGUCCAGGAUUAGAACCACGUGAUACCACUCAUUUCCCCGAUAAGAAUCACGUGACACUGCUCGUUUUAUUCUUUUGAUCUGAUCUGGAAUUCUUUUUUUUUUUCAGUCGAAUAAUUAGGAUUUAGAGACUGGCGGUGCCCAGUCAUGAAUAUUUUUCAAUAUGAAAAGACCGCCUUUUGGUGGGGUAAGAGUGUGUUGGUGUGGUAGGGGGUACAUGUGGUCCCUAACCCCACCCCUAACCACGCCUCUACCCCUGUAAUGCAAAUGUGCACUGAAGGAUAAGUGCACUGAAUGGGUCCUGGCGAGUACGCCUUUUUUCCGUGUGAGAGUCGACCAUUUUGGGUUUUACUCAAGCAAAAAAAGCUUGAUACUCUUGACGAGUAUCGAAUUAGUUGAGAAAUAUUUGCUUGAGCAAUGGAGCACAGGUGAAUAGAGCCCUUGUUGUCUCAAUUCUCUGUGCGACAUGGUUGCAACAAUGAAGACAGGAAUUUGUCAUGUCAGGAACGAGAUUAUUAAAAGCCGCAUUGUCACCGCCUCGUACCCAGGCGUCUCAAGUCUUUAAAAA